AUGGCCAUCGACGCACAGAUCUCCGACCCGUCACUUGCGUCCGUCCUCGAGACGUCGAGCUCUGCACGGGAGCAGGCUCUCGCCCUCGUAGAGCUCGUGGCCGAGGCGCACACCGCCGCGGGCGACGGGCCGCUCAGUUCCGAGGUGCAGGCCGAAAUCUCGAAGCAGCAGAAGCUGCUGAACACGAACCUCUCCCGCCUGCGCGGGCUCCACCGCGCGGCCUGCUUCGGCGCCCGUGACACCAAGGCCGUGACGGCCGAGGCGCGGCAGGAGGUCGACCGACUGCACCUGCUGCUCCAGAAUCUGUACUACGAGCAGCGCCACCUCGAGGAUGAGAUCCAGGCCUGCGAGGGUUUCGAUCACAAAUACCAACAACUUCCACUCAUCCCCGUCGAGGAGUUUCUAGCCCAGCAUCCCGAGCACGCCGACGCAGACGAGAACGCCCUCAUGGUUGCGCGCAUCGAUCACGAGAGAGCGGAGCGGGAGGCGCUGGAGCAACAGAGGCAGGAGCUCCUCAAGCGCAAGCAGAAGCUCAUCGCCGACAAUAAGAAACGGCGGGACGAUCUUGCGAACCUCGACAAGGAUCUCGAAAAGUUCAUCGACGCUGCCAAGCCCAUCCAGAAGCUCUUCGAGAAGGUCGUGUGA
Phialemonium atrogriseum is the source of this 645-nucleotide messenger RNA. Its product is annotated as putative THOC5 family protein. Gene Ontology annotation, cellular component: THO complex part of transcription export complex. NCBI's taxonomy places the organism in Eukaryota, Fungi, Ascomycota, Sordariomycetes, Cephalothecales, Cephalothecaceae. Gene Ontology annotation, molecular function: mRNA binding. The record is from RefSeq and is a predicted model, not a curated record. The transcript is spliced from 3 exons. Bases 1 to 645 code for a protein of 214 amino acids. Gene Ontology annotation, biological process: positive regulation of DNA-templated transcription, elongation; mRNA export from nucleus.